AUGGCUCAGCUGGCUCAGGCACUGAAACGUGUGGAAGACGUUGAUGUUCCCAGUAGGCGAGUUUUGAUUACUGGUGCUACGGGACUCCUUGGCAGAGCUGUGUUCAAAGAGUUCAAUGAAAAUAAUUGGAAUGCAGUUGGCUGUGGAUACAGGAGAGCUCAGCCCAGAUUUGAACAGAUUAAUCUUCUUGACUCUAUUGCAGUUCAUGACAUAAUCCAUGAAUUUCAGCCUCAUGUUAUAGUACACUGUGCUGCUGAGAGAAGGCCAGAUGUUGUAGAAAGCCAGCCAGAUACUGCCUCUCAGCUCAAUGUGUCUGCUUCUGGGAACUUGGCAAAAGAGGCAGCUGGAAUUGGAGCAUUUCUGAUCUACAUUAGCACAGACUAUGUAUUUGAUGGGACAAGCCCUCCGUAUAAAGAGACAGAUGUACCAAAUCCCUUGAAUUUAUAUGGUAAAACCAAACUGGAAGGUGAAAAGGCAGUCCUGGAAAAUAAUGAAGAUGCUGCAGUACUUAGGAUUCCUGUCUUGUAUGGAGAUGUAGAAAGACUGGAGGAAAGUGCUGUGACUGUUAUGUUUGAUAAAGUGCAGUUUAGUAAUAAAUCUGCCAACAUGGACCACUGGCAACAAAGGUUUCCUACUAACGUCAAGGACGUAGCCGCUGUUUGCAGACAACUAGCAGAGAAGAGAAUGUUGGACCCAUCGGUAAAAGGAACAUUUCACUGGUCUGGCAAUGAACAGAUGACUAAGUAUGAAAUGGCAUGUGCAAUUGCAGAUGCUUUCAACCUUCCCAGCAGCCACUUGAGACCAAUUACUGAUUGUCCAGUUGUGGGUGCUCUUCGUCCAAGGAAUGCCCAGCUAGACUGCUCCAAGUUGGAGAUGCUGGGGAUAGGUCAGAGAACACCAUUUCGAGCUGGGAUCAAAGAGUCACUUUGGCCUUUCCUUGUUGACAAGAGAUGGAGGCAGACAGUCUUCCAUUAGUUUGUAAUUUUUUUAGUAAAAGUAUGGUAUGUGGCACUUUUUUAAAAGAAAAAAAAAAUAGUUUUGUAUGAGUGUUCUUAAAUUGUGACAUUUAUGAGUUUUCAUUUAUUCGGAUAAACAUAUGGCCUUGCACUAGAGAAAGUUAGCCUAAAAAAACGUUCAGUGACAGAAACUGAGCCUAUUUGAUGUCAUGGAUCUUUCCUUCUAUUCGUAGCAGUCUAAGUUUGUGUCUGUUCCUAGCAGAUUAUGGUUCUGGGUAAUCAGUACCAUUUGAUGCUAAGAUUGACCUGGAUCACUUGUAGACUUAUUUUUGGCUGAAAUAAGUUGUUGAUGCUUAAGGUCUGUGCCAUCGUUGUAUAUACCAAUUUCUCUUCAUUAAAAAACACACUUACUUUAUCAUAAAAAAUCUUGAUAUUUCUGUUUUUAACUUCUGAAGGUGUCCUUAUGAAGCUAAACUGAAGCAGGAAUUGUUAAAUGUUUGUUUUGCUUGA
Molecule: messenger RNA, 1466 nt
Organism: Merops nubicus (carmine bee-eater)
Lineage: Eukaryota; Metazoa; Chordata; Aves; Coraciiformes; Meropidae
Gene: MAT2B
Product: methionine adenosyltransferase II, beta
Exons: 7
Coding region: 1-975 (324 amino acids)
Biological process (GO): S-adenosylmethionine biosynthetic process
Cellular component (GO): methionine adenosyltransferase complex
Molecular function (GO): methionine adenosyltransferase regulator activity
Source: RefSeq, a predicted model, not a curated record